AUGGCUCCGCGCCCAAAAACCACCGACUUAAGACUCGGCUUCUUUGAGAAGCUGGGUCUGCUGCCCAUCUUCGCAGCCGUCCUGGGAAAGACUUUCUGGACAGCCCUGACGGCCAAGUUCACGUCAAAAAAUAAACGGCCUUCCUCGUUCGCGCGGAUGCUGGGGUACGCGGCCCUGCGCACACUCACAUCGCAUAACACCUCAAGAACAGAACAAGCCCUCGCCCCAGGAACAGACGACGCCUACCUCGCAUACUGCAAGCGCUUCAACGUCCAGCCCGUCACCGAAACCCUCAAAGACGGCACCUGCGCAUACUGGGUCGGCUCCAAGGGCGCCGAAAAAGUAUUGAUAUACUUUCACGGCGGCGGCUACUCCAUCCCCGCCGACCCCGCGCACUUCACCCUCCUCCACUCGCUCACGACCGACCUCGGCCCGAGCGUGCCCGGCGGCCUCGCCGCCCUCGUCCUCCACUACGACGUCGCCCCCUUCGCGGCGUACCCGCGGCAGCUCGGCCAGGCCGCGCGGCUGCUCAACUACGUCCUGCGCGCGCUGCGCGUGCCGCCGCGCAACGUCAUCCUCGGCGGCGACUCCGCCGGCGGCAACCUCGCCCUCGCGCUGCUGAGCCACGUGCUGCACCCGCAUCCGGAGGCGGCGGCGGUGCCGCGCGUGGAAUUGCGGGAUUUCUCGACGUCGGGGGAAGGCGAGACGACCGGCCGGGCGGACAGCGUCGUUGCGGGGGCGAGCGGCGGCGGAGUAGGAGGAGGAAGAGGAGAAGGACAGGAGGACCCGGCUCAUGGGGCGGCAUCGAGCGGGCCGGCCGACGACGCGGACGCGGACGCGGACGACAACCGGCUCCUCGCCGCGGUGCUCAUCUCGCCGUGGGUCUCGUUCGACACGACGACGGCCUCGUUCGCGACCAACCGCACGCGCGACCCCAUCACGCCGGCCGGCCUCGCGCGCUGGUCGACCCUCUUCCUCGGCGGCCGCCCCACGGACCCUUACAACGAGCCCGUCGACGUGCCCGCGGGCUGGUGGAAGGGGCUCGGCGGCAGGGUCGUGCGCGACGUGCUGUUCGUCGCGGGCGAGUACGAGGUCUUGCUCGACGGCAUCUUGAACUGCGCGGAGAGCGUGAGGAACGAGUGGAGGAGCGCGGAUGGAGGCGAGGUCGCGUGCGUGCUGGCUGAGGGGGCCGGCCAUGUCAGUUGUUGGUUGGAUACAAUGUGGGGGUUUGGGAAGGAGGAUUUGAAAAUGUACACGGAGACGAGGGAGUGGUUGAGGGGGAGGGUUUGA
Molecule: messenger RNA, 1290 nt
Organism: Diplodia corticola
Lineage: Eukaryota; Fungi; Ascomycota; Dothideomycetes; Botryosphaeriales; Botryosphaeriaceae
Product: lipase thioesterase family protein
Exons: 4
Coding region: 1-1290 (429 amino acids)
Source: RefSeq, a predicted model, not a curated record